Molecule: messenger RNA, 3504 nt
Organism: Geosmithia morbida
Lineage: Eukaryota; Fungi; Ascomycota; Sordariomycetes; Hypocreales; Bionectriaceae
Product: U3 small nucleolar RNA-associated protein 22
Exons: 2
Coding region: 1-3504 (1167 amino acids)
Biological process (GO): rRNA processing; tRNA export from nucleus
Cellular component (GO): UTP-C complex; CURI complex; small-subunit processome
Source: RefSeq, a predicted model, not a curated record
AUGGACUCCGGCUCCGGCCCUAAGCGUCGUAAGCUCGACCACUCGAGCUUCGCCCUCCGUCAUGCCGCCCUCAUCGAUUUCGAGUCCCGCGAUGCGGCCCGCAUGUCCACGGCCAGCAUGUUCACUCUGCAGACCGACGAGCUCCUCAAGGGUUCCCGCGUGGACUAUGCCAAGGUCUUGGACGGGGUCGACACUCUGCUUCACCGUCUGAAGGGUGUCAUUGACUCUAUACCUGCUCACGAGGCCGUUCCCAUCUCCGAAGCAACGCCCGAGUUCGAGAAGAAGCACAGCAUCUCGAUCCCCUACCCCGACCCGAAACCGCCCAAGGACGCGCCCUACAAGCUCGCCUUCGACAGCCCGGCCCAGUGCAACGUCGUGGGCAGCUACGUCUCGCGCACGAUGGUCAAGACCCAGACGGCCUUCUCCGUCGACAUGGUGGUGCAGAUGCCGCGGUCCCUCUUCCAGGAAAAGGACUACCAGAGCAUGCGCUACUUCUACCGUCGCGCAUACUACAUCGCCUACAUCGCCGCCCAUCUCCGCAAGGAGCUGGGCGACCACGUCGACGCCGAGUACUCUCUUCUCCACGACAACAGUCUGCUUCCUAUCCUCGUUCUCCGCCCCCGUCCUGCUGCUGCUGACGAGGAGGACGAUGAGGGAAAGAAGGAGGAGGAGAAGAAGGCGACGAAGAAGACAAAGGCCAAACCUUACACUGUUCGCAUCAUCCCCUGCGCACCAGAGGACCUGUUUCCCCCGUCCAAGCUCACGCCCACGUCGGCCAACAAUGCCGACCGUCAACAGGCCGGUAUCGGCAAGGAGAAGGAGAAACGCGCGAGUCCGUUCUACAACUCUACCCUCAAGGCGGAGAGCACCUUCAUCACCUACCUCCGGCUCCUGACCAAGGCCAAGACGGACUGCCCGUCCUUUGCCGACGCUUGCCUGCUGGGCCGGAUAUGGCUCCAGCAGCGCGGCUUCGGCGGCCCGGUGUCGCAGGGGGGUUUCGGCCACUUCGAGUGGGCCGUCAUGGUGGCCCUCCUGCUCCGGUCGGGCGGGCGCAACGGCAAGGCUGCUCUGUCCAGCUCCCUCAGCAGCACCGAACUUUUCAAGGCCGUAAUCCACUUCCUCGCCGAUACCGACCUCACCAAGAAGCCGCUCAUCCUAGGCGGUGGCGCCGCCGCCGCCGCAGCGGCCGCCGAGCCGGGUGGCAGCCCCGUCGUGUAUGACUCGUCGACCGCGCUCAACAUCCUGCACCGUAUGACGCCUUGGUCCGCCGGCCUCCUCCGCACCCACGCCCGGUCCACGGCCGACCUGCUCGCCGACGAAGCUGCCGACAAGUUCGCCCCCAUCUUCAUCAUGCGCGUCAACGUGUGGUCGCAGCUCUACGACUCCGUGUUCGACAUCGACUCGCCCGACAUGCUCGUACCUACGGCGGCAUCGUCCGACUCGCGCGGACCCGUAUGGGACUACGCGUCGGGCGUGUACAAGGUCCUCAAGAGGGCGUACGGCGACCGUGCCGAGCUGAUCAACAUCCAGCAGCCGGGAACGGCAUGCUGGUCCCUCGGGGGGACUGCGUCUUCCCAGCAGCAGCAGCAGCAGCGGCGGCGCCGGCGGCUGGUCGUGGGUGUCAUCUUCAAUGCGCACAACAUGCCCCGACAGAUGGAGCGCGGCCCGCCUGCAGAGGAGCAGCGCGACGCCGCGCGUUUCCGGCAAUUCUGGGGCGACAAGGCCGAGCUCCGACGCUUCAAGGACGGCAGCAUCCUCGAGUGCGUGGAGUGGACGGGCCGUCAGGCCGUGGACAUAUGCGAGGAGGUGACGCGGCACGCGCUGGCACGGCACGUCAAGCUGACACACGACGAGGUGUCGUUCCUGGGGGGCUCGCUGUCGUCGUCCAUCAUCGCCCUGUCUCACCUCGACAAGCCGGCCUUCGACGCGGCGCGCCAGGCCUUCCAGACGUUCGAGCACGACGUGCGUAGCCUCGAGGAUCUGCCGCUGCAGAUCCGCCAGCUGGCGCCCGUGUCCCCGCUGGCGCGGUACACGUCGAUCCUACCGCCCAUCCCGGGGGCGGCCUUCGCCGGCGGCUUCGAGCCCAUGGACGUCAACAUGUACUUUGAGGUGUCGAGCCGGUGGCCCGAGAACCUGAUCGCCAUCCAGGAGACCAAGAUCGAGCUCCUGCUCGACCUCGACCGCCGCCUAACCUCGGCCUAUGACACCAUCACCACCUUCCUCGGCCGCGACGACCGCGCCAUCGACUCCGAGGCAAACCUGGCCUACCUGGACGUCGUGUACGACACCGGCGCCGCCUUCCGCGUGCGCAUCUACAGCGACGUCGAGGAGACGCUGCUGGAGCGCCGCGUCAGGAACCGCUCCCUGCAGGGCUACGUGCGCGACGCCGUGCAGGACAAGCUCCUCGCCUUCAGGUGGGACCACUCCACCGCGCCGCUGCACACCCAGACCGUCGCCACCUUCUGCACCAGGCUCCCGGCCCUGUCCCCCGCCAUCCGCCUGGCGAAGCAGUGGUUCAGCAGCCACAAGCUGUCGGCCCACGUAUCCGACGAGGUCAUUGAGCUGCUCGUGCUGUCCGUCUUCCUGUCUCCGUACCCGUGGGGCGUCCCCUCGUCCGCGUCGACCGCCUUCCUGCGCACGCUCGACUUCCUGUCUAGAUGGGACUGGCGCGAAGACCCCCUCAUCCUGAACACCUCUACGACUGACAAUGACGACGGUGACAACGAAAACAACAACAACAACAACAGCGGUAGCAACGAGGACCGCCGCGCAUCCAUCCGCCGCGACCUGGAGACGUGGCGCAAGCGCGACCCAAACAUGAACAACCACGCCGCCCUAUUCAUCGCCACAUCGACCAGCCCUUCUGGGCAGACGUACACGCGCAACGGCCCGUCCAGGCUGGCCGCCUCGCGCAUGACGCGUCUCGCCCGCGCCGCCUGCUCCCUCCUGCGGGACCGGGACGUCCGCCUCAACGUCACCUCCCUCUUCGAGCCUUCCCUGACAGACUACGACGUCCUGUUUCACCUGUCGCCCAAGGCGAUCCGAUCCGUCAUGCGCUCCGCCUCCGGCGCCUCUCGCACCACCAGGUCCAAGCACCAACAGCAACAGCAGUUCAAGAACCUCGCCGGCAGCGCCGCCUCGUCGUCGUCCCCCACUCUUAUGCCAACGAGGGACCACCCGGUCAACGUGCUCCUCUCAAGACUCCGCGACAUCUACGACGACACCAUCAUCUUCUUCCACGGGAGAUUCGACACCGACCACCUGGACGAGUACGACUGUGUAGUUGCCGCCAUCUGGAAUCCCAAGUUGCGCACUCAGAAGUUCAGACCUGGCCUGUCGUAUAACUUUGCUAGGGUCGGGGAUGGCGUCGACGCUGACGGCGAUGUCGUCGAGAUUAAUCGACCUGCUGUCUUGUUGGAGAUUGCACGGAUUGCAGGGGAUCUGAUUUCCGAGAUUGAGGUUGUCGCUGAUGAUGAUGAGGAGGCAGAGGACGAUGAUGAGUAG